This is a messenger RNA of Mobula hypostoma (lesser devil ray), 1864 nucleotides long. It is a transcript of the gene ch25hl2, whose product is annotated as cholesterol 25-hydroxylase like 2. The coding region runs from base 450 to 1364 and encodes 304 amino acids. Gene Ontology annotation, biological process: sterol biosynthetic process; cholesterol metabolic process. Gene Ontology annotation, molecular function: C-4 methylsterol oxidase activity; steroid hydroxylase activity; iron ion binding. Lineage: Eukaryota; Metazoa; Chordata; Chondrichthyes; Myliobatiformes; Myliobatidae. The record is from RefSeq and is a predicted model, not a curated record. Gene Ontology annotation, cellular component: endoplasmic reticulum membrane. The transcript has a single exon.
AAUGCUCUUACCAUGGUACUGUACUGGCAAAACUGGAUUGAACUUUGGGGCCAUGCGCUCGAGUUGCACUUGUAUGCUAACGAUUUUAUAGCUAAUGUAGUGUUUUACCAACACCAUGUAACCUUUGGAGCUUCGACUCUGUCCAGGGCCAAUCGGAGCCGUGGGGCGUCUUCAAGAGGGGGCCGCACUUGGAGCACAUAGCCUUGGGCUCAGAGCUCGCAUGCCUAUAAAUACCGGAGCCACUCCAGCCAGCUUGCACUGCUACACUGAACCUCCGAUCAACCGUCAGGAAGACGGGAAGAAUAAAAACGAGACUUCGACUAAACUGGGCACUAUUUGUGUAAAUUAUCUAUCUGAAUUCCUUCCCGUCCAUUUCAGAAUCUUGCAAGUAUAGAGCGGGAAAUUAAGAGCAGCAAGUGUGUGCAGUAGUUCUGUGGCAGCCUACCCUGAUGUAUUCUGUAGAAGCGACCCAAGUCUUCGACCCAUACGUCCGGGUAAUACAGAAUGCCAAUAUUUCUCAUUACGCCUCGAACAGGUCCUUGCUGCAGCCCCUGUGGGACUACCUGCGAGUCAACCACCAGGAUACCCUCCGCUCGCCUCUCUUUCCAGUCAUCAUCUCAGUCUCCACCUACUUCAUCACCUGCACCUUCUACAUGACGCUCGACAUCUUGGCUCACAGAUGCCCGGCCAUUAACAAGUACAAGAUCCACCCGGAGCAGCAUGUAACGUGGGCAAACAUUCUCAAGACUCUGUGGCUUACCGGCUACAACCACGUUAUCUUUAUUUUCCCAGCAGCCGCCUUCCAGUGGUACUGGCGACCUCCGAUCCCCCUCCUGGAAGACGCACCACAGCUCUCCGAGUUCCUUAUAGGAAUCCUCAGCUGCACAAUUCUCUUCGACUUCCAGUAUUACUUCUGGCACCUUAUGCACCACAAGUUUCGAUGGCUCUACACGACUUUCCACGCCAUCCAUCACGAAUAUUACGCUCCCUUCUCCUGGUCGACGCAGUAUCUAUCUGCCUGGGAACUGAUCAGCCUUGGCUUUUGGACCACCAUAAACCCGAUUAUCCUGCAGUGUCACAGCCUGACAGGGUUCACCUUCAUGAUCUUGAACGUCUGGCUGUCAGUGGAUGACCACAGCGGCUAUGACUUUCCUUGGUCUUUACACAAUAUUAUCCCUUUCGGGCUCUGGGGCGGCUCUGUGAAACACGAUGCUCACCACCAGAAACCACAGUACUAUUUUGCCCCUUACUUCUCACACUGGGACUGGCUUUGCGGCACUUGCUGCGAAUACAAGCGCUCGCCCGCCUAUUUGGAGAUGGAAAAGAAGCGACGCAAAGCCAGCAAAAGCAAGAAAUAUAUCUAGCAUCCCGCUAUCUGAUGAAAGCCGCAUUUCUCCCGCGUAAUACAAGGUGCCAAGAGAAGCGGGUUGGAGACGACAGAGAAAUCGGCAGUGCAAUGGUCAAAGAAAAUCUUGAGUGAGGUGACUGCCGGAAUAUUCUGACGUUAAAUAUCGCAGUUAUUUAUUUUUCACAUGUUAAAACGAACGCAAUACCUUUGAAGUGAGCUAUGUGUAGUACGGUAUAAAAACGUGCUACAUUUGUAUUUAUCGUUAUAUGUGAGGUAAAUAUCCAUUUUAAUGAGGUACCAUGAUAAUGAAUGUUUCAAUUAUCUUACGUACAUUGUGUAAUGUAUAUUGGAAAGAAACCUCUGUGGCAUCAUUUCUAAGCAUUUGCAAAACUUUUUUGCCCCAAAUAUUUAAAAUAAUACGUCAUAUGUAUUUAAGAAUAGAUUAUGGAAUACAGGCAAAAAUGUAAAUAUGUCCUUAAAAUGCAAAAUGUCUUCGAAUGCAAAUAAAAAUGCUCA